AUGGAUGGUAAGUAUGAACACGACAAGAGGUACGAGCACGUGGACAAGCAGCUGAAGACCAUUCACAAUGUUCUCAAGCGUCUUCGUCAAGCACUCAACCGACCCGCGUUUGGCGAUGGUGAACCUGAUUCCUCCGCUAUCGCCGGUGAUCAAAAUCGCUCCACCCGUCUUGAUACUCCCUCGCUGACCAUUGGUCAAGGCACCAUGGACGUCGACAAACCCGGACCAUCCCGCAAUCGCUGUUUGGCGGAUCCUGAGGGUGAGAAGAAGACCAAGCAGCAAAAGAAGCAGGCCUCAAAGCCAAACAACAUCAGUGAUCACACCGGUCUGGUCCAAUUUAUUGUUUUGGCUGAAAUAUCGCCGCCCCAUCACAUAUUUUUGAAGAGUUUUCGACAAAUAAACUUUCAUAAAACAAUAUCUUGCUUUUCUCUUUGUUAUUGAAGUCAGUCAUUUCUCUGCUGUUUUAACAUUUUGCUACUAAUAAUAUUUUUAGUAUUGGAAAUAAAGUUUGAGACAUAGAAAAUGAUAUCUUAAAAAUUGAUAAUUAUAAUUUUACUUUAACUUAAACAAUGCUGUAAGUUAUGAUAAAAUGUUGAAAACUGAUAAAUUUUGUGUUGCGGGAUGUGGGUGGGGUGGGCUGCUCGUACUUUUAUACUACUCAUCAUGUAUAACAUGGCAUGGAAAUAUUUACAUUACUGUAACUCGACGAAUAGUAGAGCUACAAUAGCAGUCGAUACAGAUUCUGAAAGCUUUUAAAAAAUGACAUCUUACGCUAGUUUUUCGACGCUAUCUUAUACAGAGUUUUUUUGUGGUACUCGAUCGUAUAUUCAUCAUGUAUAAUAUAGCAUAGAAAUACUUACAAUACUGUAACUCAACAAAUAAUGGAGUUACAACAACAGCCGACACAGAUUCUGAAAGCCCAUAAAAAACGACAUCUUGCUAUGGUUUUACAAUAAUAUCUUAUAAAGAGAUUUUUUUGUGGUACUCGAUCGUAUAUUCAUCAUGUAUAAUAUAGCAUGGAAAUAUUGACAUUACUGUAACUCGACGAAUAAUGGAGUUACAACAACAGCCGACACAGAUUCUGAAAGUCCAUAAAAAAUGACAUCUUAUGCUGGUUUUUCGACGCUAUCUUAUAAAGAGAUUUUUUGUGGUACUCGAUCGUAUAUUCAUCAUGUAUAAUAUAGCAUGGAAAUACUUACAAUACUGUAACUCGACGAAUAAUGGAGUUACAACAACAGCCGACACAGAUUUUGAAAGCCCAUAAAAAACGACAUCUUGCUAUGGUUUUACAAUAAUAUCUUAUAAAGAGAUUUUUUUGUGGUACUCGAUCGUAUAUUCAUCAUGUAUAAUAUAGCAUGGAAAUACUUACAAUACUGUAACUCGACGACUACCAUAGUUACAUCAACAGCCGACACAGAUUCUGAAAGCCCAUAAAAAAUGACAUUUUAUGCUGGUUUUUCGACGCUAUCUUAUAAAGAGAUUUUUUGUGGUACUCGAUCGUAUAUUCAUCAUGUAUAAUAGAGCAUGGAAAUAUUUACAAUACUGUAACUCGACGAAUACCAUAGUUACAACUACAGCCGACACAGAUUCUGAAAGUUUGUUCGUUUGAAUCAUUUGUGUUGUUGAAUUAUAAAGUUUAUAAGUUAUUGGUUGGUUUUGAUUUGUUAACAGUUAUUUGUGAUUAACUUAUUAGUUUCUGUGUUAUUUGAUAAGAAGAACGGCUUUGGAUAGUCUUUGAAUAAGCAACAGCUUUUAUUCGACGUUUAGUCUUGUAUUUUGGUGAAUUGAGUUUCCUCUUUCCUUGAGAACGUAAUUCCCGAUUAGCCCCGGGUGGUUAACCUUUUUUCCAACAGCUUCUGGGAGCUAUAACCCUGAACACAAGUUUAAGGCUUAAAUAACAAAAAACUUUUUUUUGGUUAUCAAGGCUUCCUAAACCUGCUGAAUAUGUCAUUUGUGAUGGGCUUUAAGAACCUGUAUCGACUGUUACUGUAGCUCCAAUACUUUGCGAGUUACAGUGCUACAAAAUCAUAUAUUACUAUAUUAUAUAGAGUGAAUAUACGGUUGUUUACCACAAAAAGCCUCAAUAUAAGUUAGGCUUCCCAAACCUCCUGAAUAUGUCAUUUUCGAUGGACUUUUACCACUAAAAAUUCGCUGCACCGUGCAAAAUUGUUAAAGGUUGCGUGUCUCUCGGAAAUAAUGAAGCAAUCGUGCCGGCCCGCAUGGCCGAGUGGUUAGUGGGUCGGACUCGUGCGCGAAACGGGCCGAGUUCGUGGAACGAGCUGCAGACUCCGACUAAUCAUGAUUCUUUCAGAAUCCCGUAAUGGCGAAAAAGAAGCCCUCUCAGCAAGUCAGAAAAGAGAGGAAGGCCCUGAAGUUGAAGUUGAGUUCUUCAACCUCUACAUCCAACUCCAGCCACGCCAUUGACGCCGACAUAAAAAUCCUCAUAGGACUUUGGAGCAUCAAAUCGUCUGAGAAGAUGGAAGAGCAGCUGUUCCAGAUGGCUAGCAAGUACUGUAACAAGCUCAAGCCAGGCGACCAGAGUCUACACGCCGAUGUGGAAUCACUGAAGAAGACUCUCCAGGACCAUGAAAAUAAGAUUUCGCUUAUGGGAAAGAGAAUGUUCUCCGACGAGGCGAAUUCACAAGUAAUUCGUAAGCCCACAAAAUGUUGUUACGUAAAUGAAAAAUAAAUAAAAUUCUUUUUUACCAGACUGCUUCUACUCUACCCGACUUUACAAUCCAAAAAGGUACAAAUGAAGUGGCCGAUACUGUUAUUUGUUGUUCACUCCGCUGUGAUCACGUCACUUUUAACAAGGAAUUAGACGGGAAAAGUAAGUUUAAAAAAUAGUUUAACAAAAAAGUAUAAAACUUUUAUAGAAAUUGUUAGCGUUAGACGCGUGUCUUACAGAUAAGAACUAAUUAUAUUUUUUUAGUUAUGUGGUUGAAUUCUACUUGUUGGGUAAAGAUUCCAUUCGAUACUACAGCAAAGUUUCUGUUCAGAAGCAAGUAUUUGAAUUUUAUUUUUUGAAAAUUUUCAAAGAAGCCUACUUUGCCUAUAAUAAUUCUGGAUAACAGUGGAUAUAAAACCAUCUCAGAUAUUGGCAUUUAGAAAUACCGCCAUUCUUCAACAAAUAUUUAUUAAUAACAAAUCUAUUGAGUUUACUAUUAUACAAAACUACCAAACCCAAUAGUAAAACAUUGACUUACUAUAACAUUAGCAUUAAAUUUCUGUGGCAUUAGCAUUAACAACUUCCCUUGUUAGUACACAAUAGUAAGUUUGGGCAAAACCAAAGCAAUAAAAUUUUUGGUGUCGACAGGGAGUCAGCCCCUGAUCGAGUCUUACAAAAAACGUGUUUUAAUUUGAUCGGAUUAGAAGAGACGUAUUUUAUAUAAAGUAAUGUGUGCCAUUUAAAACUAAGUACUCUCAUGUGAAAAAAAGAACGGUUUUAAAUUGGCUUGAAAUAGUCUAAAACAGGUUUUAAUAAUAAAACAAACAACUAAAUAAUACCAUUUAAUUUCAAUUUUGUAAUUUUUAGACACAAACUUUGAACAGCUACGUUGCCGCAUGAAAUACAUUGUGGAAAAAUAUUAUUAUGUUGUUACAAACGAAAAAAGUUUGGCUCGUGUAUCUGAACUGGAUGAUACAUUUGUACCAGUAGAAGUUGAUGAAGUUAGUACACAGAUGAUUCCUGAAGUUGUGCAAAAAGACGCAGUCAGCAUUGAUACAAAGCAAAGUAGCAAUAAAUUGGAAAAAGAAGGUACAACUCAAGAGCAAAAAAAAUUAAAAUCAAUGGCUGAUGAACUGAAGGAAAGUGUGGAAACAGUCAAAAUAAAGAUACCAACUCGUAAGUUUUAUUAUAUUUAAUUAUAACGUAUUUUCAAAUCCAAUAAUACUAUAAAAUGCUUUUGAUACAAAAGCAUUAUAUAGGAUUAUUAUUUGUCGCCGGCACGAACACGUCCCCUCAUUUUAAUUAAAAAAAAUGUAUUGCCCCCCCCCCCCCCCCCCCCCGAAUGGGUGUAGUAAUUCCUUACCCUGCCCAAAACACCCCCUAAUGGGCGUGGUAAUUGUUCCCCGCGCCGAAACACCCCCUAAUAGGCGUGGUAAUUUCUUACCCUGCCCAAAACACUCCCAAAUGGGCGUGGUAAUUUCUCAUUCUGCUCAAAACACUCCCCAAUGGGCGUGGUAAUUCUUUAAACUGCCCAAAACACCUUUUGAAUGGGCGUGGUAAUUUUUUGCCCUGCCCAAAGCACCCCCUAACUCAAUUGUUGUAAAAUCGUUUCUAUUAAUUUUUUGAAAUUAUUUUUUUAACACUGGAAAAGCAAAAGAAAAAAGAUGAAAAAAAGAAAGUCCAGGAGAAAAAAAAGGCUCAAAAACGAAAAAGAGCGGAAUCGUUGAAUGAAGACGAACUUGAAACACACGAACUUCCUAUAGAUUACAAAUUGCCAGAGAAUUCUUCUACAACUGCGCAAAAAGAAAAAGAUUCUAACGAUAAUAAGACGACUGAAAGUGCGGACGCGUUUUCUGAAAAAUACACUAAGGCAAAGGUUUGUUUAUUUUUUUUAUUUUAAAAAGGGGAUGCAGAAACAAGAAAUUACGAUAAGCUUAAGCAGAAAAUGAUAACAAAAUACUAAUCAACAUGAUUUAUUUUUCAUAUGGUGGUGUUACAUAGACCCGUUCUAACGCUAACGCAGUUUAAAGACCUUGUUUUCUAAGACGAUAUAGCACGUUCCUUACUUUUUAACACGUUGAACUACGAAAUAUUGAAGGUUGCGUUGCUAUAUCAUUCUUAAUACAAUUUUUUAAACUUUUUGUUUGCAGACUCUUCGAAAGAUCAAAAAGCCCAAAAAGGAUACAGUGAAAGCAACCAACAAUAUAGUUACUGUUUAUCCGGUAGCUCCGAAGCUAAGCGGCAUGAUCAUAACACAAAAUGGAAAUGAAGCAUACGCAUGCAAGAGUAAGAUCUACAAUGAACAUGUCUACAAAUUCCACAAAAAAAGUGGAACGGCGUCUUCAUACAUCUGUUCAAACUGCAAAACGCUCUACAAUAGACAUAAAAAAGAUGCUGUAUUAAUGAGAGCAGCUCCGCAAGCGCUAAAAGCGUACAAGCUUACAGAUGCAAAUGCGGACGAAAAGCAACUUAUUGAUGAUCCAGAUGAGUACAGCCACUUGUGCACGUUAACUGUUGAUAAUAAAAAGACAAGUGAACAGUGUUUGUAUGACCAAAUUAGGCGGUAGGUUCCAAUAAUGAUGUAUAAUAUUCUUUUUUGAAAAUAGGUUGGUAAGCCAAAGUGCCCGUAUUGAUCAUGGUCCAACCUACGAACUGCUAAAAAAAACAGCACGAUUUGCUUCUAAAGUUAAUGCCUGCUGCAUCGCAAUCAGAUUUUUUGUUGAAGUUGGUUAAACUUAGCGCGGGCAAUACUAUAAGGUACAACACAGCUGGCAAUACUGGAGCGGACUGCAUACAAUUGGCUCAGCAAAUGAAGGUAUCAAUAGAAAUUUUUUUAAGUUAUGUAACACAAUUAAGAACGUCUUGCUUUUAAUUUAAUUUUGAUAUGAAACAACGUAAACUUAUAAUUUUAUAUUCAGGUUUCACGUCGUGUUGGAGAUGGUUUGGGAAGGUCUAAAGAAAAUGUGAUGUUCACAGUAUUAAAAGAAGACCUAGAAGACCCAAUGGUAUUUAUUGGAGAUGUGAACAACAUGCGUUGUAUACAUGACGCUGAUUAUUUGGUUUGCGACGGUACUUUUGCAUACUGCCCGCAACCUUUUGAUCAGCUUUAUGUUAUUAUGGCCGUGUUUCAAGACGGAAUUGAACGAGCUUCUGCCAUACCUUCAGGUAAAUAAAAUCUAAAAAUUUUAAAACUAUUUAAUUUUUAACAUUUUUAUAAAUUCUAAUAUAAUUUAUUUACCUACUUGUCUUUCUAGGGUUUUUCCUAUGUAAAUCAAAACGGAAAAACAAGUCUCCGCCAAACUCAACAUACUCGAUAAUGUGGAAAGAAGUGAAAAGACGGCUACUAGAGGAAUUUGGAUCAAUUUCUAAAAGUGACAGCAAAACUGUAAUUACUGAUCGUGAGAUGGCUUCUAUGGCAGCGCUACUAGAAGAGAUUCCCGAUUGGAAAAUCAGUAAUUGUCAAUUCCAUAAGGCGAAGAAUAUGUUACUGAACUUCAAACAAAAGGUUACUAGUGAAAAGAACUUGCUGCUUGAUGAUGAGGUUAAGAGUUGGUUCAAUCGCCUCAUCGGGUUGUCGUUUUUGCCAGAAUCUGUAGCAGUAGAAGCUGGAAAUCACCUGUUGUCACAGUAUUCUACAACUGCAGGAAUUACAAAUCACAAGACGUACAAGGACCUUGCUGCGUUCCGUGCUUAUUACUUCAGCACAUGGCAUAGUAAGCACGGUAGACAUUUCAACUUUUACGACGACCCUCUUAAACCAAAAACAACAAAUUAUUGUGAAGGUUUUAACAGCGGUUUGAAGAAGAUUGGAAUGCCUAAACAUCCACCGACACGCAUGGGGUACGAGCAAUACAGACAAAUAUUAGAAAGAGCUGGCGUUUUGUACACACAUCCCAAGCAAGGAAUUAUGGUCAACAAGGAACGUAUCGGAAAAAGAUUGCCUGCUGAAGUAAAAAAAGAUCUUUUGUUGAAAAAAUGGAGAGAAGGACAAGAAGCGUUUGUAAAGGAAUGUGAAAAGAAUGAUGUAGAUGUCAGAUUAGACGCUUGGCUACGGUAGGUUUAAAAAAAUAAAGCUAAUAAUAGGGAGAAGAUUGGUGCAAAAUAAUUUUAAAUCUUAAAAAACUAAAAAAAUUUUAUUUAGUUAUGCCGCAGCAUGCGCUUGCAGAACAAAUCCAUUUAAAAAGAUUGAGGAUCCAGACAUUCGCGAUCAAAGGGAAGAAUAUAUUAAAGAAGUUGUAAACCAAGUCGGAGCUGACAACGAAAUUGAUGUUGGUAGCCAAGCUACUACCACUAAAGUAGUUAGCACGUCUAAAGAAAGGCCGCCUUUACCGAAGUUUGAUGAAAACGACGAAGACGACAACUAA
This is a messenger RNA of Bursaphelenchus okinawaensis, 7032 nucleotides long. Lineage: Eukaryota; Metazoa; Nematoda; Chromadorea; Rhabditida; Aphelenchoididae. The record is from the annotation of a GenBank genome assembly.